Messenger RNA from Seminavis robusta, 1593 nucleotides. The record is from the annotation of a GenBank genome assembly. NCBI's taxonomy places the organism in Eukaryota, Bacillariophyta, Bacillariophyceae, Naviculales, Naviculaceae.
AUGAACACUGGCUCUACUUCCUCCCUCGUUGACGCGGAUGGAUCACUUGCCAUGGAACUGGAACAUCAGCCUCGAUCGGGAGACCCCUUUGAAGGUGGAGUUGUUUUUGAAGCAGUUGCAGAAAUCUCUUUGGUUGGAGGACUAGGUUGUGGAGAAUACUUGCUUCGUAUGGCUUUGGAUAGCAUUCGGGCAAAGAGAAGUUACAAAUUUGUGGUGCUGCAGGCAACAGAUGCGUCCAAGACGUUCUACGAACGGUUUGGUUUUGUUCGGGUGGGUGCGAUUUGUCGCUACGAGAGGAAGGAUAGGGACCCUUCAAAGCCAGGAUCAAGACCUGACACACCAAUCAUGGGCUAUCGACACUGGACACAUCCAAAUGAAUCUGAUACCAGCUUGCAGAAACAUGGUGGGCCGAGCUACAUGAUGUGUCUCAAGCUACCAGAGGAUCCCCCAGAUGCUGUAAUUGAGACGCCGUUUCUGGAUGAAAUGAUGAAGUUGGAAGUUGAACACAAACCAACCAUUGAGCAGCUAGGCGGAACUUCCACACCUCAUCCAAAAGGAAAGCGAGGUGUGCUUGAUCCAACUACUUCCGAUUUGCCAGCUGAGGAUCAACCUACCAAAAAUGGGCCAAAGAGAAAGAUCGGUAGAGGCCGUCGAGGCACUAACGGAAGCCCAGCUACAUCGACAACAACACUUGCAGUCAAUGCGGCGUCUCCUCCUGAAUUGCCCUUCCUGAGAGGUUCUGGCGACAACGUUCCAGAACAAAGCACGGCCAAGGCUGCCAAAUCAAUUGGUGUGAAGCGAAACGCGGAAGCAGGUAGUGCAGCUGCAUUGUUAACUGCCAGUGCUAAGAAACGUCGGUUGGUGGACGAUUUAACAGGGCAGACCAAGGCCGGUGCUCCGGCAAAAAAAACAACCUCGGAAUCCAAAGUCGCUCGAAGGACUACUCGUGACCGCUCGAACUCCAAUCAAAGCAACCCAGACCAGAACGCCGAGGGCGCAGCCGCAACCGAAACUUCCGAAGAAGAAACACAGCCUGAUGGCCCAGUUGACGUGCACGCGGAGGCGGACGAUAAAAAGGUCGCAGCUAAGAAGCCUGUGGGCAAGCCUAUAGCAAAGCGCACCACUCCUCGGCGAAAUUCUGGUCCGCCACCUGUGUUAAGCAGCACUCCUGCAGUCGCCUCCAUUCCAACCACAGCAACAACCACACCAAUCGACAAGAACGCCGCCGCGGCAGCAGCAGCAGCUGCCGCCGCAAGCCGGACAGGUCCCAUGAAGCAAAAAGUCAAGAGUUACCCAAGGGAUCGUGUCCAUUUCUACAACAAGGUUGUUCGACCAAAGAAGGGGAAAAAUUCGGAGAACUACUUUGUGUUACAUUACGACGAAGCCAAGCAGACAAUCCGCAUUAUCCCGAUGGAGCCUCGUGGCAUACUGAGUGGCAAACGCGCUGGGCGACCCAGAUGGCAAGCUGUCAUGACAAACCUCGAAAAAGAUUCGAAGACUGUGCGGUGCGCUGAUUACGAAAUCGUGAAGGCGUUCAUGGUGAUGAAGACGCCUGUAGUUGCCUCAGAGGCGUGGGAUGUUUUAGAUGCAUAG